Messenger RNA from Brassica napus (rape), 1829 nucleotides. RefSeq lists its product as uncharacterized. The coding region runs from base 366 to 1829 and encodes 487 amino acids. The transcript has a single exon. The record is from RefSeq and is a predicted model, not a curated record. NCBI's taxonomy places the organism in Eukaryota, Viridiplantae, Streptophyta, Magnoliopsida, Brassicales, Brassicaceae.
AUAUCUUGUGAAAUGGUGGUUUAUAUAUACAAAAUUUAAUCUAAUUUUGUUUCGAUGAUAAAUAUCCCGACAUAUUGUAUGUAAAACCCCGAAAAAACUUUACCAACAGUUAAAACCCUCGUUUGAAGUUUGCUCUCGUUUAGACUCCCAAGGUGUGGGCUAUUGGCUGGGAUACUGUUCCCCUUUUGAUCUUACCCGUUUAUUCAUCAAAAAUUAUCCUUUUCUUUUAAUCUGAACCGUUGCCUAUAAAGUUCUUAUCUAAAGAAGCUCUGUUUUGGUGAAAGUUGCAGAAGAACGUGUAAAGCUUAAGAAAAGUUUGAUUUCUGUGUUAUCAAAGAAGAGAGUUGGUAAUCUAAUCGGCAGUUAUGUCUGCAGCGAUGGAUAAAGCGAUGUUGGAGUUGUCGUUGGAUGAGGAGGAUCUACCUUUCGAGAUGCCAGAUCUUCCUGAGUUUAGUUCAACAGAGAGAAAUAAAAGAAGUUUGAUAGGAAGACUGCUCAAUCCUUCCUGUCAAAAGAUGUCAAGUCUGAUUCUAGAUAUGCCAAGAAAGUGGCAGAAGUAUAAUCGUGUUCGUGGUAUAGCCUUGUCUAGAGAGCGUUUUCAAUUUAUAUUCCAAAACGAGUAUGACUUGGAAGAUGUUCUGAGCAAGGGUCUUCACUCUUUCAAUGAAUGGUCUUUGGCUAUUGAGAGAUGGAUUGAGCAACCUCCGCCGGACUAUCUCCAGUUUGUUCUGCUUUGGGUUCAGAUUAGAAAUAUUCCGGUUAACUAUUAUACAAAAGAAGCUAUCACUGCGUUGGGUGAUCUUGUAGGAAGGGUGGUGACGGUAGCUUUUGAUCCUGAGAAGUCCCAAAUUCAGGAGUUUGUGAGAGUCCAGAUUAUGUUUAACGUGGCUAAUCCUUUGAAAAAAUGCAGAAUUAUCUCCUUCAAAAACAUUGGUCCUGUGGAGAUUUUCUAUUUCUAUGAAAGGGUCCAGAAGAGAUGUUAUCACUGUCAAAGAAUGACUCAUGAGAAAUCAGCUUGUCCAAUUUUGGAGAGGCAAAGGCAGAAUCAAGAUAUUUUAGAAAAGAUGGGAUUAGUUGAAGAUAGACCAAAAGCUAAACCUGUUCUUAUGGAGGGUGAUCCCCUGUUUGGGGUGUUGGAAGAGCAUCAGGUGGGGAUUCACCCCAUCCUUGGCCGUCCUAAGAUUGCAUCUGAAGUGUUAGAUGGUAUGCGUCAAUACCUAUUGGUAGCUGAGGGAGAAGAAAGGAGAAUUAGAGAGGAGAGAGUCAAAAAAUCAGUAAAAGAAGCAGAACUGAAUCCAGUUACUGAAAGAAUGGUUUUAAGACUUGAACCUCCUCCGGUUGUAACGAAAGAUCUUAACAGAGGAAAAGGGUUGGUGUUUGGGUUUGAGGCUGCAGAUGUCAACUCUAGUCUAUCUCAUUCGAUUCCUGGUGGUCAGAAACUCAUGGGAGCUGCAAUUGCUGCUGCUGGAGGUGUUAGUUCUUUAACUAAUCCUCGCUUAAUCAAUUAUGGAGCGGCUUCCACUUCUUCCUCUUCUGGAUUCUCCUUUUCUGGUAAUAGUUCAACGGCUAAUGUGACUGGUCUCUUUGAGGGUGGUCCUUCCGGAACUGUUAAGAAAAGUGGGAAGCCGAGGAGAAGACCUUAUGUUACGAAAAGAAAUCUCAGAGCAGUUGAGGAUUCGGCGAAGAAAUGGUCGACUGGUGAGGUUAUUGUGAAGCCUUCGGUGAAUGCAGAGAAAAGAAAAGAAUUUGAGGUUACUACAAAUGGAGGAAAGGUGGCAAGACAGAAGACUUUUGAGACGGUCCCUUCUGAGGGACCGUCUUCUUCCUGA